Messenger RNA from Effrenium voratum, 3846 nucleotides. NCBI's taxonomy places the organism in Eukaryota, Dinophyceae, Suessiales, Symbiodiniaceae. The record is from the annotation of a GenBank genome assembly.
AUGGCCAAAGACCACCCUGCUCCGCAGGCUUCGGGCUAUUUGACCCUGGCGGCCUACAAGAUCAAGGCAGCCACUUCGGAGGCGACGGAGUUCGCCGCCAGCGGCCAGCAGCUGUACAUGCAGCUGCCAGGGGACAGCGCCAUGCACGGCGUGUACACGGUGAAGGAUGGGAACCUGGUGAAGCUCGCAGAGAUCCAGGCCGGCGACACCGAGUCGUUCGUGGCUACCGGGAUUAACAUCGAGGCCUUUGGCUUGAAGGCUUCGCCGUACGGCCCGAUAGCUUUCGGGCCGUAUCACAGCAGCUAUGCCAGCGAGUCCAUUGAUGAUUGGCAGCAGUUGCCCAGGACGGGCCUCUCUUUGAUGCAGCAGGACUUCUCGGACCUGCCGGAGACGCCGGAGAGCUCGCGGCCCGCCAAGCCGGGGGACGCGGGGGGCGGCUGCGCCAAGGCCACCGGCGCCAACGAGGGGAAGAUCUGCAUCCGCGUCAAGGACCACUUCGGCUUCGAGCGCCCGCUCCUGUCGUUCCCCGAGUUGGCGUGGAUCAAUCAAGUGGCCCUGCGCAUGGUGCAGAAGCAGGGGGUGGUGCCUAAGGCCGUCAAAGGCCAGGAGGUGACACCUGAGAACAUGCAUCAGCUAGCCCACCUCCAGCCGAUUUACAGAGUGGGUGAGGAGGAAGUCGAGGAGGCAAAGCUCACGGAGAUGCUGUCCAGCGGGCAAGAGAUGCGCCUGAUUGUAGACUGGCAUCCGCUGCCGGGGCAUCCACACGCGCCCCCCAGUGAGGAGACAGUGGGAGAGGACAUCGAGAUCACCAGCGAUGUGGAUGAGCUCGCAGACGAGGCGGCGGAUAAGCAUGGCAAGAAACUGGCGGCGGAUACGGACAAGGCCGCCUCUGAAGCGAAGUUGGGAAAGGAGACCAGCAGCUUGAACCCCUUCGGAAAUCUCACCGCCGCUGUAUCAGAGGCCAAGGAAGGCGUGGGCGGACUGGCCGGGGGCUUCACGGGGUUUUUGGCCAACACCGGGGACCUCUGGAAGUGCAUCGACGGCCUGCCGCAUCAGUACUCCCUCUCCUACAUGAUGUCGAUCGCCUCGAAGCCCGGAGAGUUGCCCAAGAACCUCUGGCGGACCUACGUGAAGCCAGCCUUCACCAGCAUCGAGGUCUGGGCCGGCGUGAGCGUGCGGGAGGUGAUGCACGGCACUCGGGAGGUCUUGGUGAACAUGGGGCCUUCUGACGACCAGCGCAAGUGCGUGACCGUGCACGCGGGGUCCCUCAAAUGCGCUCCAACGGCAGCCGAGAAAGGAGAAGCAGGCAGUCGCUGGAAGGGCAAGGAGGGCGAAGGCAGCUUUGAGGUGACCUUCGAGGGGGAAGAGGUGUGCGCCUCCCGCACAGACGGGGCCAAGUGGGACUUCGACCUGGGCUUCACCUGCAAGGACGAGUACAAGGAGUACGUCAUACCUAUUGGGCCAAUUGAGGAAGACGAGGGGGAGCCCAACAAGAAGUGCGUCACGGUGGACGCGGAGGAUUUGUUCUGUCACCCAGAUGCCGCCAAUGCGGGUCACCGCAUCAACACGGAGAUCACUGCUGAGGGCACCUACUCUGUGUCCACCUCCGGACAAGAGAUCUGCGUCGAGCGCACCGACAAUGCGGAGCCCUGGACGAUGAAUCUGCGCAUCAUUUGCUUUGCGCGGUCUUUGAAUAUGGACAUCACCUUGCUGGCGGACGGCACCUGGAAGAUGCUGGUGAUUGACGGCCUCUGGCUGAAGCUUAGGCGACCAGCAGCGACCAAGCAGCAACGCUACGCGCUAAAGCGAUCCGAUGGGUCCGAUAUGGAGCUGGUGCGGCAUGGCGGCGCCACCUUGGCGGUCGCCUCCCUGGCCUUGCUGGCCUUCCACCCGACCUUCCACGGCACGUGGGAGUUCCUUUGGGACGAUCUGGAGAACUUCGGCCCAGAGGCGCAACCUUUCCUGCGCGUGACCUGGGCCAACUUGGCAGCCUGGGGCGGCCCUGAAACCGCCGCCUUCUCGCUGCGGGUCUACGAGCCUCUGGCCCUUGCGCUGAAGAGCUGCGCCGCGGAGGCCGCGGAGCUCAGCUGCCGGAACCUCCACAUCCUGGCGGGCGCGUGUCAUGCCCUGGCCGCGGCCUUGGCCUUUCUGGGCACCAAAGCCAUCGCGCGAGGGGACGAGGACCUCACCUGGCGCAGCGCCUUAGGCGCAGGUCUCUUCGCGGUGCACCCCCUCUGCGCGCAGGUGGUGUGCUGGGCCUCCUGUUUGCCCUACAUUUGGUCCACCAUCUUCUCCUGGCUCGCCGUGCUGCUCUUCCUCCACAGCCUCCGUUCCGGCGCCGCCGCGGUCGCCGGGCGCUCCGCGGCGCUCUCGGCGGCGUGCUACGCGGCGGCGGCGCUGUGCAAAGCGGCGGCGCUGCCGCUGCCGGCGAUGCUGACUUUGCUUCGGCUCUCCUACGGGCAGCCGGCGAAGCGACCGCCUGAGCUCUUGCACUGGUUGGGCUUUUGCGUGCUUCUUCGCUGGGCCCUCCUGGCAGCACAGGACGGCGAGGAGGUGCAGAGUGUCGCCGUGCAGCUGACGCCGCAGGACAACCUCCUGAGGGCCGCGGGCUCCGUGUUCGCCCACCUCAUGCUCUUGUGGCCCGGCGAGGCGGUGCCUUUCCAGCCGCUGGCCCUGGCUGGGCUGACGCCCGCCCAGCGCUGGCUGGGCGCCUUCGCAGCGGCGCUCCUCGCGAUGUCCGCGAGCUACGCGCUGUGGCGCCUCAGAGAGGCCCGGUGGUGCAGCCUUUGGCUUAGCUUUUUGGCGCUGCUGUCGCCCUGCCUGCAGCUGGUGCAGCACGGAGAUCCGGUGUGGUUCGCGGACCGCUACGGGUACUUGCCCAUGUGCCUGGUGCUUCCUUCGGUGGUGGUUUUGCUGCCGAAGUCUCGAGCGCGGUGGGCGCUGGCAGGGCCUCUGCUGGCGCUGUUGGCCUACCAGAGCCAAGGCCGCUGCCAGCUCUGGCGCAACGGCACGGAUCUCUGGGCCGCCGCCGCGGCCAGCAAUCCGCAGUGGCCAGAGUUCCACCAUCAGCUGGGAGUCUGCCUUGCCGCCUCCUCGCGGCACGCGGAGGCGGAAGCGGCGCUCCGCAACGCCUGGGCCCUGCGGCAGGAUGCGAUCACCGCCAAGGCGCUGGGGCACCUGGAGGGCUUGAAGAAGCCGAAGGAGGGCCUGCGCUGGUUGGCCGAGGCCUUGGCCCUGGGGCUCUCCAAAAAGCAGGCCGCCUCCGCCCUGCACGACAUGGCGGCCUUGGAGUCCCGCAAGAAGAGGCCAAAGCUGCAGCGUGUCCUCGAGCUCUACAAUCAAUCCUUGCAGCUGGCUCCCAGACGCGGCCUCACGCAGGAGAGCUUCGGCCUGGCGCUGGCGGUGGCGGAGCGUUUCCCGGAGGCGGUGCAGGCGCUGCAGGCGGCCAGAUCCCUGGGACGCAACGGCGCGGACCUGCACCACGGGCUCGGGCACGCGCUGCUGGCGCAAGGCCGCGCAGCGGAGGCGCAAAGCGCCUUUGAGGAGGCGCUAAGGCUGCGUCCCAAGUGGACCGAGGCCAGGUUUGGAGUUGGCAGAAUCGGCGGAAUCGCGGGAAUCGUGGAGACCAGGCAUUUGUCGGACAUGGAGGGCCUGGAGCUGGGACGCUGUGUCCUGCGACACCUGCUGGAACCCGUGAAGGAGCCCUUGAUCGAAAUGAUCAUGAAGGCUUUGAAGGUGGUGGAUCAGCUUGUGAUUUGGGCCUUGGAGCAGCUGGGAUAUCUCAUCGGCCAGGUGGUCAAGGCCCAUCGAAUCGGAUCGGAGCGGAGUGAGGCACCUGGCAGUUGA